CCUCCAUGCAGAUCCCCAUGGGCCCCGCCUGCAUCUUCCUGAGGAAGGGCAUCGCAGAGAAGCACCGGGAGAGACCCCUGGGGCAAGAUGAGAUUGAAGAGCUCCGGGAAGCCUUUCUGGAGUUUGACAAGGACCGGGACGGCUUCAUCUCGUACAAGGACCUGGGGAAUCUCAUGCGGACGAUGGGCUACAUGCCCACCGAGAUGGAGCUCACCGAGCUGGGCCAGCAAAUCCGCAUGAACUUGGGUGGCCGCGUGGACUUUGAGGACUUCGUGGAGUUGAUGACCCCCAAGCUGCUGGCAGAGACAGCGGGCAUGAUCGGCGUGCAGGAAAUGCGGGACGCCUUCAAGGAAUUCGAUGCCAACGGAGAUGGGGAGAUCACACUGGGGGAGCUGCAGCAGGCCAUGCAGAGGCUCCUGGGGGAGAAGCUGACCCCCCGAGAGAUCGCUGAGGUGGUCCAGGAAGCUGACAUCAAUGGCGACGGCACCGUGGACUUUGAAGAGUUUGUGAAGAUGAUGUCUCGUUGAGGAGUUCC
Dipodomys ordii (Ord's kangaroo rat) is the source of this 535-nucleotide messenger RNA. RefSeq names its product calcium binding protein 5 (gene Cabp5). The record is from RefSeq and is a predicted model, not a curated record. The transcript has 6 exons. Gene Ontology annotation, molecular function: calcium ion binding. NCBI's taxonomy places the organism in Eukaryota, Metazoa, Chordata, Mammalia, Rodentia, Heteromyidae. The coding region runs from base 6 to 527 and encodes 173 amino acids.